Molecule: messenger RNA, 303 nt
Organism: Staurois parvus
Lineage: Eukaryota; Metazoa; Chordata; Amphibia; Anura; Ranidae
Source: the annotation of a GenBank genome assembly
GCGCAUCCUACGAACACAGCUGAUCACAAGAUGUGGUAAAAGGCCAAUCACAGCAGCCUUUUACCACGUGAUUAGCUGUGUCCAAUGACACAGCAGAUCACUGGUAAAUGCAGUUGCCGUGACAGUGUGAGGAAAGUACUGUCAGAGUACUUGUCAGAGGACGGAUCGGCACCGAUCAUCAGGGCACUGAUGAUCAGUGCCCUGAUGAUCAGUGCCCAGCAGUGGAAAUGCAAGUGCCGGUUCUCGGCUGCACUUUUCUCACGCUGUCAGAUCGUGAGGAAAGUACUGCCGAGAACCGGCAGU